Molecule: messenger RNA, 1283 nt
Organism: Thunnus maccoyii (southern bluefin tuna)
Lineage: Eukaryota; Metazoa; Chordata; Actinopteri; Scombriformes; Scombridae
Gene: endog
Product: endonuclease G
Exons: 6
Coding region: 72-968 (298 amino acids)
Biological process (GO): apoptotic DNA fragmentation
Cellular component (GO): nucleus; mitochondrial inner membrane
Molecular function (GO): metal ion binding; nucleic acid binding; RNA endonuclease activity
Source: RefSeq, a predicted model, not a curated record
GAAGCGACACGGAGGCUGAGGCGCAGGCCCAUGACGUCAGAGCAGCGUCAUCAGUGAGCGUCGGCAGCAUCAUGAGACGCUGCUGGAAGACCGGAGCGACCUUGUUGUUCGGAGCGGGACUCGGAGCGGCAGCGAGCCGCCUGCUGAGCGCCAGAGACCGGGAGGAGGGGGAGGAGAGGCCCGGUCUGCUGAGCAGAGUCCCGGUUCUCCCGGUACCGGGAGUCCAGGCGUCCGAGCUGACGGUGAGUCCAGGUGCAUCUGGAGCAGUGAUGAAGUACGGCUUCCCGUCAUUGGCCAACAUCAAGACCAGAGAGUCCUACGUCACCUCCUAUGACCCCCGCACACGCACUGCAUCCUGGGUAAUCGAGCGGCUAAACCCCGCUGCCCUGAGCGGGUCGUCAGACCGAAAGUACUGCGAGUUCAAAGAGGACGACAGCGUGCACGUUUUCCAUCGAGCCACCAACACUGACUACAGGGGGAGUGGCUUCGACAGAGGUCACCUGGCUGCAGCAGCCAAUCACAAGUGGAGUCAGAAAGCCAUGGAUGACACCUUCUACCUGAGCAACGUGGCGCCGCAGAACCCUCACCUGAACCAGAACACCUGGAACAAUCUGGAGAAACUCUGUCGCUCUCUGACCAAACGUUACCUCAACGUGUACGUGUGCACCGGCCCGCUCUACCUGCCCAGGCAGGAGGCUGAUGGAAAACUCUACGUCCAUUAUCAGGUUCUGGGUCGUAACCACGUCGCCGUGCCGACACACUUCUUCAAGGUGCUGAUCCUGGAGCAGGCAGACGGCCGGGGGGUGGAGCUUCGGUCCUAUGUUUUACCAAACGAGCCGGUGGACGAGAAGGUUCCACUGGAGCGUUUCCUGGUUCCCAUAGAAACCAUCGAGAGGGCGUCCGGCUUGCUGUUUGUCCCAAACAUCAUGAAGAGGAGCAGUAACCUGCAGGCCAUCACUGCCAAGUGACUACAGUACCCACAAUACAUCACUGCUGAAUGGACUACAGUACCCACAAUACAUCACUGCUGAAUGGACUACAGUACCCACAAUACAUCACUGCUGAAUGGACCACAGUACCCACAAUACAUCACUGCUGAAUGGACCACAGUACCCACAAUACAUCACUGCUGAAUGGACUACAGUUUGAAUGCAGUUGUCUAUUAUGUCUGAAUCUUCAUGUUUAUAGAAAACUCAGGAAAUAUUUGAAAGAUUAAAGAUGAAAGAAAAUAAAUGUUGAUUGUUUAUGUUACUGCUAAUGUAAUAAAACAUUUCAAAUUAAAA